CACUUUAUUAAAAUUUAAACUUUUUAUUUUAGCUUUAAACUCUAAAAUAGUUUUAAAAUGCACCACUGCCAAAGACUGUUCAUUCCUAUUUAUUGCAUACGACAGUUUAGUGGAACAUUGCGAUUAUCAAAUGAGUUUAAUUAUGGAGUUAGAUUUUAUUCAAAAGAAGUUAGGAAAACUUCCUUCCUAUCCCGGCUUUAUGACAAUUUCAGAGAAGAAAUGGCUAAGAAUAAGGAAUUGAAAGAAUCUUUAAAAAAAUUUAGAGAUGAAGCAGAAAAAUUGGAACAAAGUGAUGCUCUUAAAGCAGCCCGUCAAAAAUUUGAAACUGUUGAAAAAGAAGCUUCCAAAAGCAGUGAAGUUUUAAAAGAAAGACUAGGCUCUAUAAGAGGCAAAGUGAAAGAUGUAAUUAAAGAAGCUGGAGAAACAGAGUUUGUAAAAAAGGCUGGCAAACUUACUGAAGAUUUAUCUAAAAAUGUGUCAGGAAUAUCCGAAAAAGCUUCUGAAAUAGGAAAAAGUUCAGCCUUUAAGAGUAUAUCUCAAGCUACUGAAGCUGUUAGAAAAGAAAUAGAUACCAGCAGUAUGCAUGGAAGAGUGUAUCAAAGUCCUGAUAAAUUAAGAAAAAGAAAAGAAACUGUAGGUGUUCAAGCUGCAAAAUUUUAUGAACCUGAUACAAAAACAACAGGAAUGGAACUACAUAAGGAUUCAAGGUUUUACCAGUCUUGGCAAAACUUCAAGGAAAACAACCCUUAUGUACACAAAGUAAUGGAUUGGAAAUUGAGAUAUGAUGAAAGCAACAAUCCUGUCAUUCGUGCUUCAAGGGCAUUAACUGACAAAAUAACUGAUAUUGUAGGAGGUUUGUUUCAAAAGACCGAGUUAUCUGAAACUUUAACUGAGAUCUGCAAAAUUGAUAACAGUUUUGAACAAAAGAAGUUUCUCAAACAAUGUGAGACUGAUAUAAUCCCUAACAUACUGGAAGCAAUGACACAUGGAGAUUUGGAAAUCUUAAAAGAUUGGUGUCAUGAAGGUCCAUAUAAUAUUUUCGCAAUUCCCAUACAGGAGGCAAAACAAAGAGGCUACAAAAUUGAUUCAAAAAUAUUAGACAUAGAUAACGUCGAUUUGGUUAUGGGAAAAGUGAUGGAACAAGGGCCAGUAUUAGUGAUCACUUUUAUAGCUCAGCAGAUCAUGUGUGUGAGGGAUAAAGACAACAAUAUAGUGGAAGGUGAUCCAAAUAAAAUAAUGCGGGUAAAUUAUGUUUGGGUUCUUUGUAGGGAUUCUUCUGAACCUGACUCUAGAGCUGCUUGGCGGCUAUUAGAUAUAUCAGCCAGCAGUAAUGAGCAAUUAGUGUAAUUUUAAGUGUUCCUUGUAUUUCAUGCAGUUGUUAUAUUAACUCUGUUUAAUUUGACUGAUUAUUAUCUAAAUUGUAAUUUGUUUUAGUCAGUAUCCUCAUAGGAUUUCCAAUACUAAAAACAUCUAACAUUACUCAUAUUUAUUUACAAAUCUGCAUUACCUUUCUCGAAUGAAGGACAUUUAAAAUUACAUUAAUUUUAUUAGAAUCUUGCCUCAGUACAAUUCUUAUUGUUACUUAUUUUGAGUGGUACUUGGGCAAUUUUAGAGUGUCCCUUUAAUAAAUUGGAUGACUGCAUGGAAAUUAGAAAAAUUGAUGUGAUCUUCAGGAUAGAAAUAAGAUUCUUUUACAUUAUUUCUGUCAUUGUAAAUUAUUGUAUACGUUUUGUAUGUAAAUUAAUUUUGUACAAAAUUUAAAUGAUUAAAAAUCGUUGACACCAUUUAAGUGAAACUACAUUAUUAAUUUUACGUAGGGUGAAUCCAAAUAACUGCUCUAUAACUAACGUUAACGAGGUAUAAAUAAAAAAUUAAACUUAAAAGAAAACGUUUUAUCAAUAAAAUUAUUUAUCAUUUGCUGUAUUGGCAAAAUAUGCAUUACUACUAACGUAGAAGAGUAACUAAUAUUUAUGAUUACUAAAAAAAAAAUCUGUUGCUGUAAUUAAAA
Messenger RNA from Agrilus planipennis (emerald ash borer), 2008 nucleotides. Its product is annotated as mitochondrial import inner membrane translocase subunit TIM44. The transcript has 5 exons. Gene Ontology annotation, cellular component: mitochondrial inner membrane. Lineage: Eukaryota; Metazoa; Arthropoda; Insecta; Coleoptera; Buprestidae. Gene Ontology annotation, biological process: protein import into mitochondrial matrix. Gene Ontology annotation, molecular function: protein-folding chaperone binding. Bases 58 to 1347 code for a protein of 429 amino acids. The record is from RefSeq and is a predicted model, not a curated record.